Molecule: messenger RNA, 579 nt
Organism: Stylonychia lemnae
Lineage: Eukaryota; Ciliophora; Spirotrichea; Sporadotrichida; Oxytrichidae
Source: the annotation of a GenBank genome assembly
AUGAUAACAAAAAAUAGAACUGCUAAAAACAUCGAAGAAUACAUUUCUUCAAGGUUAUCAGCGAGCAUAAAAAGUGAGCAUUAUUUUAAACAUCCAUGGCUUGAUCCGUUAAACACUUCUCAUUGCAAUUCUGAAGAGUAUUUUAAAGACUUAAGUUACUUCAUUCAACUUAAUGCGAAUCAAUGUACUAUUGCCCUCUUGUAGUCGAGCUUUCUUAGACAGCACUCAUUGAGAGCUACUAGAAUCAUAAUUUCCUUCUAUAAGUAUGGAAUAAAGAAGGAGAAAAAACUUUUGAGCUUCCCCUUGAAAGUAAAGCACUUUACUUCUAACUCUAUUUUAGAUAAAAUAAAAAAUUGGGCUAUAUGCUAUUAGUACUUAGUUUUUAGUCUAGAGGAAUCUUCUGAUUCAGAGUAUAUCAACAUUGUAGACCUUCAAAAUAAAAAUAUGAUGAUCAAGAUCAAAGGUUUAGAAAUGUAACUCCCUAUUUCACUGAAGAAACUCAAAUUAUCGAUGUUAAUCAAGGAGAUAUCAAAGUUAGAAAAAAUUAGACAUCUUUAAAAAUUCAUGGAUUAUUAAUGA